Lycium barbarum (goji berry) is the source of this 528-nucleotide messenger RNA. RefSeq lists its product as uncharacterized. The transcript is spliced from 2 exons. Lineage: Eukaryota; Viridiplantae; Streptophyta; Magnoliopsida; Solanales; Solanaceae. Bases 1 to 528 code for a protein of 175 amino acids. The record is from RefSeq and is a predicted model, not a curated record.
AUGUCGAAUUUGUCAAAGCUUGAGUUUGUGGCACUUGAUAUCUCCGGAAAGAAUCACCUAUCAUGGGUACUCGAUGCUGAAAUGCACCUAGACGCCAAAGGUCUUGGUGCCACGAUUACUCAAAAUAAUACAGCAUCGAGUCAAGACAAAGCGAAGGCAAUGAUUUUCCUUCGUCAUCAUCUGGAUGAAGGAUUGAAAGUUGAAUACCUGACAGUGAAAGAUCCACUUGAAUUGUGGACUGGUUUGAAGGAAAGAAUUACGUCCCAAUUGAAAUUAUGUGGGGAUAAUAUAACUGACGAGGAUAUGUUGGAAAAGACUCUUACGACUUUUCAUGCCUCCAAUUUGGUAUUACAACAACAGUACCGUGAAAGGGGUUUUAAAAAGCAUGCUGAUUUGAUAUCAUGUCUUCUUGUAGCUGAGCAGCACAAUACCCUUUUAUUGAAAAAUCAUGAAGCCCGUCCCACUGGAACUGCUCCAUUCCCGGAAGCGAAUGUGGUAGCAACACAUGGCCCAACUGAAAGAAGAUAA